Molecule: messenger RNA, 690 nt
Organism: Symbiodinium sp. CCMP2592
Lineage: Eukaryota; Dinophyceae; Suessiales; Symbiodiniaceae
Source: the annotation of a GenBank genome assembly
AUGGACGGGGAGGCCGGCGCUGAGCGUGUCGUGCUGUUCUCUAGGCUAUGGGAAGUCUCAGACUUUUCCUUGCAGGUGGACUUCACCCAGAGCUUGGUCGAGCGCUUCACGGCCUACCACCGCUCCUACGUUUGCAAAGCCGGGCUCGGCGACGUGAUGCUGGGUGCUGCCGCCACAGUUGCAGACUACAAUGGCGUCGCGAAAGCCUCGCAUAUCAAGGACAAGCUGGUGGAGAUUGCCUACCUCAACGAGAACAUUGCGGGAACGGCCAUGGCAUCGUCCUAUGGCGGCAAGGCCACACCUUCGGGUAACUUCCUGCCGGAUGUCAUGAUGGCAAACAUUUGCAAACACAAUGUGACGAAGCUCCCGUACGAGAUUUCACGUCUGGCGCAGGACUUGGCUGGAGGACUCAUCGUCACCCUUCCGGCCGACAAGGAAUUCCGUAACGAUGUGGCUGGGCCUAUGUUGGAGAAGUACUUGAAGGGCAAGAAGGGCGUCACUGUGGAGAAUCGUCGACGCAUCCUCCGCCUCAUCGAGAACAUGACCAUGGGCAGGAAUGCUGUGGGCUACCUCAGCGAAAGUCUCCACGGAGCGGGCUCACCGCAAGCACAGCGGGUCCUCAUCCAGCGGCUCUUUGACCUCGAGAAUAAGAAGAGGUUGGCGAAGCACUUGGCUGGCAUCGUCGAGUGA